Molecule: messenger RNA, 5951 nt
Organism: Chelonoidis abingdonii (Abingdon island giant tortoise)
Lineage: Eukaryota; Metazoa; Chordata; Testudines; Testudinidae
Gene: CEP170B
Product: centrosomal protein 170B
Molecular function (GO): protein binding
Source: RefSeq, a predicted model, not a curated record
GGGGUCACAGCAGAGCUGAGGCUGCAGGCACCUUUAAUAUUUAAACCAGCUUGUCACCUGACCUAACCUGGAUCGUCUGCUCCGGCGAGGGCGGCUGCAGGAGAGACGGGCUCGGGGGUGGUGGAAGGGGUAGGAGCCGCCUACUGACGUCUAGAACCUGCUGUGCAAGUGCAGGCGGCGCUGCCUUCCCCUGGCAGGAGAGGGAAGGAGCCGGGCGGCCGCUGACAAUGUGCAAUGCCAGAGGAGCGGCCAGUCGGGCAGGCAGAGCCGGCUAGAGGCAGGCGCUGAGCCGGUACCUGCCGCCACCCGCAGCUGGCGGAGGGGCAGGGGCAGGCAGCCGCGGCGGGCUGGAGCAGGAUGUUUAAAGGUUAAGUGCCAAACACCAAAAUGAGUGUGACUUCGUGGUUCCUGGUGAGCAGCACUGGCAUUCGCCACCGGCUCCCUCGAGAGAUGAUAUUUGUUGGCAGAGAUGACUGUGAACUAAUGCUCCAGUCCCGCAGUGUGGAUAAGCAGCAUGCUGUAAUCAACUAUGACAAGGACAAAGAUGAGCACAGGGUGAAGGAUCUUGGGAGCUUAAAUGGGACUUUUGUGAACGACGUCCGGAUUCCUGACCAGAAAUACAUCACACUAAAACUGAACGACGUGAUUCGCUUUGGCUACGAUUCUAACAUGUAUGUCUUGGAACAAAUUCAACACAAAGUACCAGAGGAAGCAUUAAAGCAUGAAAAGUAUACUAGCCAACUUCAGAUGAGUUUCAAGAGCACCAUAAUGAAAAGGGUGGAGCAGCCGGUGGAACAUGGUGGUUAUACUGAAUCCCCGCAAGCAAAACUGGAGAGAGGAGAGAAGAAAGCAAUUACAGAGACAGCUCCUUAUCGCACACCCCUUUAUGGUCAGCCUUCAUGGUGGGGAGAAGAUGAUGCAAAUAACAAACUAGAAAGGCAGGAGGACAGAAGGCAAGAAGAACAUUAUUCAGAAAGAACGAAGGAGAUAUCCCAGCAUGAAGGGGAGAUCAAUGGUAACGUUAUUGCUUAUCGAGAUUCCCAGGAACAGUCUGUGUAUGCAUUCAGAAGAGAACCCAGUUAUUUUGAAAUCCCAACGAAGGAAUUCCAACAGCUGACAAAAUCUCCGGAAACACAGGUCCAUGAAAUCCCAACGAAGGACAUCAAUGCUGUGGUGCCACCCGUUGUGCAAAGCCAUGCCUCUUUUACCAUUGAAUUUGAUGACUGUACCCCUGGUAAAAUAAAGAUAAAAGAUCAUGUAACUAAGUUUUCACUCAGACAGAGAAGACCUUUCAGGAAGGAUGCGGGUCACACAGAGAUGAUGUCAGCGGAGAGCAAGGUGGCUGAUUGGCUGGUUCAGAAUGACCCAAGUUUGAUGAGAAGGCAGUCUCCUGGAGAUGAUGUGUACAGUACAAAGAGUGAUCUUCCGGUUCAUGUGAGGACACUGAAAGGUAACAGACAUGAAGACGGGACGCAGAGUGAUUCUGAAGACCCCGUUGCACCCACAGCAGAAAAGGAGACCACCAGCAAUGACCAUGCAGCGGAGCAAGCCAGGCUGCAGCGCCAGAUCAGGCGCGACCCCCAUGAAAUGCUGCAUAACCAGCAGGCCUUCGUCAUCGAGUUCUUUGAUGAUGACACGCCUCGUAAAAAGAGGUCACAGUCUUUCACGCACAGCGCACACUCCUCCCAGAGCGACACAGAUCCUGUGCCGAAAACCAAGGUGGAAAAGCGCAAAGCUGCCAUGCCUGCUGAGAAGCUUGGUAGCCCAGUGCCACCUCCUCAUCUGACUGCCCAGGCAGGCAAGCCGGCCAGCAACUCCUUGGGGACACAGAGAUCCAGCUCCUUUAAGAGAGAGAAGACAGAAGAUCGGAUCAGCUCUUCGUCAUCCUCUGCUUCAAGGCUGUCUGCAAAGAACUUCGGCAGCAUUGGGAGGAAGUCUAAAAUUGCUCAGGAUUUUGCUGCUGAGUAUUUAAGGGAGAACUCUCAAGCUGGAAAGCUUAGCGCUGAGAAGCCAGCAUUUCUGCAGAUGCCAGUGGCUCCCCGGGUAGUAAUAUCGUCUGCACCAGAUCCUGCCACCGCACCACCUACCGACCCAAAAUUGGUCAAGGCUAGGAAGCACGAUGAGGAGGAUAGUUUAAGUGAAACGGGCACAUACACCAUUGAGACGGAGUCACAAGAUAAAGAAGUAGAAGAAGCUCGGAAAAUGAUAGAUCAGGUUUUUGGCGUGUUUGAAUCUCCAGAGUUUUCCAGAUUAUCUUCAGCCUACAGACCUGUUAUAAAAGGCGAAAAGGAAGAACCAAGCUCUCACCAGCAUCUAAUCACUGAAAAUGGCACCAGUCAGAAGACACUUCUGCUCCAGGCGUUCCCUUCAAAACCCACUUGUGGGUCCCAGGCUGAGAUGCAGGUGCCUCCAGCAUCUCAAGGUAGUCAGAAAUGGGUCUCUAGGUGGGCAAGUCUUGCUGACAGCUACACAGACUCAGGGCUUUGUGAAGGUCAACAGCAGGGACUGGUAUCUGAGGGCCAUACAGAAAGUGGCACAGCUCAUAAGCCAGGAGAACCAGAGACCAUUGUGCCUUCAAGAACAAGAAGGCUUCUUCCCCAGCUCCCACCCAGUGAUAAAUCUGACAGCCCAACACCCACAGUUUUAAUUUGUCAAGACUCGUAUCCUGAUGUAUCCAAGAGAAACAUUGUAAAGGAACAAGGUAAAGAAACCUAUGGUGAUCCCAGCACCCGAUUGUUCAUCCAAGAGGACUUGGAUCCUGAUAGCCUGAGUGAUGCCAGCAAGUCCGACGAUGGCUUUGGUUUGGAAAAAGGAAAGAAAUGCAAAGAAAACACUAAAAUGCCUGAGCAAGAACGACGAAAGGGGGCAGAUUUAAAACCUGAGGUCCGACAGGCAGCAGCACCAGGGGUUUCAAGUAUCACAACUGUAAGUGAGCCAGUAUCUUCUUCCUUCUACAUUGGUGAUGAAACUAAUGAGGUUGGGAUUCCCUCCAAGCUUUCUCUAAGCAUGUCUCAUUCUCGAGCAGACAAAGAAUGCAAGGAUCAGGAGUUUCCUGUCAAGUCACCCAGUAUAGCUGCUUCUGGAAAGCCACUGGUCAAAGACGUUAGUAGCACUUACAUUAGCGCAUCGGGGAAAAUGGUUAUUUCCCUUCUUCAGAAUCUUGCUCAGGAGCAAGAAAACAUAGCCACAAAAGAAAUAUCCUCCUUCAUUAGGCAGGAAAGUUUUACCAAAGAUAAAUCAAGCGGCAUUGUUCCUGAGAAUAAACUUCCUCAUAUUUCAAGUCACCCUCUGCUUAAAGAUUUAGAUGUUGCACGAUCAAGCCGUAUGGACUACAAUCAAGACACUCAUCUUAUCCUUAAAGACACUGAAACUGCUUUGGCAGCACUGGAAGCCAAAAUACUUUGUCAAAACCACCAGCUGGACCUUUCAGAAACUAUUCCUGGGCAGCUAGAAGACUCCUUAUCUGGGGACUCAGAUGUGGACACGGCAAGCACGGUCAGCUUGGUUAGCGGUAAAAACGAGCCAAGCAGCACACCGAAAUUCCAAGUUACGAGCAGCUUGCAGAAGGAGAAAUCCUCCUCCACGCCCUCUAUCCAGGACCAGUGCAGCCAGCCCAGUGCUCGUGAAAGGCUGUCAGAAAAACGCAGGAUGCUUCCGCCUGAGGCAGGAAACAGAGGAGAAACCGCCAAACGUUUCCAAAUCAAGCGUAGUGCUGGGGCUCGUGGGUCACUGGAUUUUACGGAUGACGAAAGAAGCUCUAGUCUUCCUUACUUCCCAGUAACUGAAACGGCCUCCUCUGAUCACGAGCAUUCUGUUUCAAAAUCCAUCCCCAGAAGGAAACCUUUCACUCAGGCUAUGAAAGAGGAGCGCAGCAAAGUGACUGCAAACGUGCAAAAGAUCCAGCAAGUUCUCACCAGGUCCAACAGUUUAUCGACCCCCAGGCCCACGAGGGCGUCAAAACUCCGUCGCGCCCGGUUGGGAGAUGCAUCAGAUAAUGAAUGUGCCGACACCGAGAGAACCUCCAACCUCGAAGCCACAACUGCAUCUUCUAAACAAUCCGCAGAGUCUAAAAAGCUGUCCAGGCUUGACAUCCUUGCCAUGCCAAGGAAACGGGCAGGUUCGUUUACAGUGCCAAGCGACUCUGAAACUACACAGCCAAGAACUGGAUUUUCGGGGCGCAGUGUGGAGUCAUAUUAUGCAAAUCGGAAGCCACCUGUGUCAGAUGCUAGAACUGCAGCUAGAAAAACUGCAGCUGCUGCUACUACAAAGCAACCUUUCAGUAGAACUCGUUCUAGCAGUGUCAGGUAUUCAUCCACCUCCACUUCAAGGCGGAGACAGCAGGGUUCAGAUUACACUUCUACUUCAGAGGAGGAGUAUGGCUCAAAUCACAGCUCCCCUAAACACAAACGCUCCCAUACUUCAACAGCCACGCAGACGCCUCGGCCACACAGUUCUGGGCUGAGCCGGCAGAAGCACAGCGGGAGAGAAACGGAUGAUGACGAAGACUACGAUGAACCUGACCCCUUCAACUUCAGCGCACAAACGGCCGAGAUAGCCGAGAUAGCCAGAUUAAGCCAAACCUUGGUGAAAGAUGUAGCCAUCCUUGCUCGAGAGAUUCAUGAUGUUGCAGGCGAUGGGGAUUCCCAGAGUUCGUCAGGAACCGGACCAAGCACCUCCCUCAGCUCCGUACCCAACACCCCUGCUUCUACCAUAUCAGCAAGGGAAGAGAUUGCUCGUACAUCUUUACGACCGGCAUAUCCAUCUCAGUUGGUGCAGCACAUUCCAGAAGCAAGUCUGAACUACCAGAAGGUGCCUCCCGGGUCAACAGGAUUCAAGGAUUUUGAUCAAAAUAUGAACGACAAUAGAGAAGAGGAUCUCUCGAGAAAAACGAGGGCAAGAAACCGAGAGGAGGUCAUCUUUGACAACCUGAUGUUAAACCCAGUGUCUCAGUUAUCCCAUGCGAUCCGUGAAAAUACAGAAAACCUGGCUGAAAAAAUGAAAAUUGUGUUUCAGAACACCGAGAGGACCUGGGAGGAGAUGGAGGCCAAAAUUAACUCGGAAAACGAAGUGCCAAUCUUAAAGACCUCAAACAAGGAAAUCAGCUCUAUCCUAAAGGAGCUACGAAGAGUUCAGAAACAGCUGGAAGUUAUAAAUGCUAUCAUUGACCCCAGUGGGAACUUGGAUGUAGUUGCUACUAACAAAGCGUCCUCUGCUGCUACACAGUCUACAACCACUAAAGUCAGGACUACUAACCAUUCUGGCUCCACGUUGGAGAUUUUGUCACCAGUACAGAUGAGAAAUUACAUCCAGAAAUCGAACUGUGGAUCUUCUAGCCUACAAGAUGCUAAUUUCAUUCCAGAUGGAGAGAAAUACGUGAUCUGAUACAAUAUUUUAUAUUGCUAUCAUACUGUCAUUUACUGUGGCGUUAGUUUUGUGUCCGAGUGGCUGUGAACAGUUCGUAUGGAGCAGUUGUUUAGAUUGCUAACACAUUACACACGCACACACACAAAUACACAAAAAACUGUGCUGUGUGGAUGAAUGGCAAGUCUGUGUAUGCCUUUUGAACAAGACUAGCACUGUGGAGCAGCACAUAUUCAGCAUAGAGGCAAACUCUGAUUUUUACAAUACAACUCACUUAAAUUCUUCCAAUGUGCCAUAAGAAACAGGCUUUGCAUAUCCUCCAUUUGCUACUGCCGAAGCUCUAAAGUGUUCUGGGAUUAGCCUGUUUAUAAUGCUCAGUUACUGGUAGUUCAGUUGUAACAAGGCUCUGUUUAAAAAAGAAGUGGUCUUUUUUUUUGAUUGGCGCUACAUUUUGGACUGAUGUUAAAAAUAAAGCAUUACAGUUCUGUUGGAAUCAGCUUGCAUACCUAGCAGUAUAAUGGUGCAGUACAGUGGGUUUCUAUAAGGAACUCUGUUUUGGUUGUAUGAAAAUAGUUUUCAGUGUUCGGGGG